Molecule: messenger RNA, 705 nt
Organism: Penicillium atrosanguineum
Lineage: Eukaryota; Fungi; Ascomycota; Eurotiomycetes; Eurotiales; Aspergillaceae
Exons: 2
Coding region: 1-705 (234 amino acids)
Biological process (GO): import into nucleus
Cellular component (GO): cytoplasm
Source: RefSeq, a predicted model, not a curated record
AUGGCUAACGUCGCACUGAUUGGAUCUACGGGCAUGGUGGGCUCUCACAUCCUCACCAGCCUCCUCUCCAACGAUGGCGUGCAUCGCAUCGACACAAUCUCCCGUCGAACCCCCCAAGCAGCCACGGCCGCUCCCCAGACCAAGCUCACGACCUUUGUAUCGGACGACACCUCGAAAUGGGGCGCGCAGCUCUCGGCACUGACACCCACACCUGAGAUCUUCAUGUCCGCCUUCGCGACAACACGCGCAAAUGCAGGCGGCUUUGAGAACCAGCACAAGAUCGAGCACGGACUGAACGUCGAGCUUGCACGGGCUGCGCGCGACGCCGGCACCAAAGUCUACGUUUUGAUCUCUUCGCAAGGUGCAAACAAGACUUCCAAUAUUCCUUACUCACGCAUGAAGGGCGAGAUUGAGGAGGAUGUGAAAGCGCUUGGAUUUGAGCGGACUGUGAUUCUGCGCCCUGGUUUGAUCUCGGGGACCCGGGAGGAGAGUCGUCCCCUAGAGGCUGGCAUUCGGUAUAUUGCGGGAUGGGCAGGGAAGCUUCAUUCGAGCUUGAAAGAUGGAUGGGCUCAGGAGGCGGAUGUUAUUGGUAAGGCGGCUGUUAAUGCAGGAUUGAAGGCCUUAAGAGGGGAUAUUCCUGACGGUAGUGAGAAGGUGUGGACUAUUGAGGGGAAGAGCAUUAUUGCUCUUGCUAAUGAGUCUUGA